ACAUUUAUGUCGCUGACCUUUCUUCUCUGCCCAUCUCUUCAUUUAUAAACACAAACCCUUCUCUUUCUUUCUUUUUAUCUCAACAAAACUUUAGUGUCUCUAACUCUUAGUAUUAUAUAAAGGAAAGCAAAAACUAGUUACCCACUUUUCUGAGUUCCACUUCCAAAUGGGUAGGUCACCAUGUUGUGAAAAGGUGGGCUUGAAGAAAGGACCAUGGACACCAGAAGAAGAUCAAAAGCUCCUAGCUUAUAUUGAAGAACAUGGCCAUGGAAGCUGGCGUGCCUUGCCUGCAAAAGCUGGACUUCAAAGGUGUGGGAAAAGCUGUAGACUGAGAUGGACUAAUUAUCUUAGACCUGAUAUUAAGAGAGGAAAGUUCAGUUUGCAAGAAGAGCAAACCAUCAUUCAACUUCAUGCCCUCUUAGGGAACAGGUGGUCGGCGAUAGCUACUCACUUGCCUAAGAGAACAGAUAAUGAGAUCAAGAACUAUUGGAAUACACAUCUUAAGAAAAGGUUAGCCAAAAUGGGGAUUGACCCUUCGACCCACAAGCCCAAAAAUGAUACCUUACUCUCUAAUGAUGGUCAAACCAAGAAUGCAGCAAAUCUUAGUCACAUGGCUCAGUGGGAAAGUGCUAGGCUUGAAGCUGAAGCAAGACUUGUUAGAGAAUCAAAGCUGCGUUCACAUUCAUUCAACCAACAACAUCAUCAGCUUGCCAAUCAUGCUUCUUCAUCUUCUGCUUCCACUUCAGCUCAGCCUAUGACUUCAAGGUCUUUGAAUGUACUAAAAGGUUGGAAUGGUACUAGUGCGUGGUCUAAAUCAAGUGAAGGCAAUGGUGGUCUUGUAGCAACAGGAAUUGGCAAUAGUGACCUUGAGUCUCCCACUUCAACACUAACAUUUUCAGAGAAUGUGCCACCGACUAUGACUGGUGGAUCGGUUGGUGAGAAUUCAAUGCCUGUGAUUGAGUUUGUUGGUGGCGCUACUUCAGGUUCUAAUUCAGCGGUUGGAAUUGUUAAAGAAGAAGGUGAACAAGAUUGGAAAGGCUUUGAAUACAAAGAGGGCAUGGAGAAUAAUAAUCAUGAAAGUAAUUCAUUGUGUACUUUUAGAGCUACUAGCCUACAUGACAUGUCAAUUUCCAUGGAAACUAGCACAUGGAGUACUGAUGGUGGACAUAUUGUGGGAGAAGAUGGGUUCACUAAUCUUUUGCUUAACAAUUCUGAUGAUAGGAGUUCAUCAGAUGGAGGAGGUGAUUCAGACAAUGCUGGUGGCAGUGACUACUAUGAAGAUAACAAGAAUUAUUGGAAUAGCAUUCUUAAUUUGGUGAAUUCAUCCCCUUCUGAUUCACCAAUGUUCUAAAUAAGAGAUUUCCAUGAAUUGAAGUAGAAGUAAGCCACAGUACCACACUCCUCAAGCCAAGUCAUGAAGAGCUAUUGAUUUGUUUUUUGUUGUUAUUAAGUAGCAAUCAUAGAGAAAUAUUGUUGCCAAAUCAGUUUUGGUUGCUUCCACAAAUUAUUUAAAACAAUGAAAUGCUUCACAUGCUUGAAAAUGCUGUGAAAGCAACACUACAGUU
This is a messenger RNA of Quercus lobata, 1565 nucleotides long. Its product is annotated as transcription factor MYB106-like. Bases 167 to 1351 code for a protein of 394 amino acids. The record is from RefSeq and is a predicted model, not a curated record. The transcript has 3 exons. Lineage: Eukaryota; Viridiplantae; Streptophyta; Magnoliopsida; Fagales; Fagaceae.